AUGGGAAAACCAAAAUAUAUUCUAAUAGUUAGACAUGGGGAAUCUGAAGGCAACUGUGACAAGUCUGUUAACAGAUACACACCCAACCACUUAGUCCAGUUAACUGAUAAUGGACACUGCCAAGCGUUGCAAGCAGGUCAAGUAUUGCUGGAGUUUCUUAACCAUGCAUCGUUGAAUAACGUUAACAAUAAGCGCAAUCCCAAAUCCAUGAUGUUUAUAACAUCGCCAUAUUUGAGAACAAGACAGACCUGCAACAAUAUUAUUGAGGGCAUCAAAAAUGUUCCCGGUGUCGAAUAUAAAGUCAGAGAAGAGCCACGAAUGAGAGAACAAGAUUUUGGAAAUUUUCAACCUUCCCUGGAUGAGAUGGAGUUGAUUUGGAAAGAACGUGCCCAGUAUGGACAUUUUUUCUAUCGAAUACCACAUGGAGAAAGUGCAGCCGAUGUUUACGAUCGAGUAGCCAGUUUUAUGGAGUCGUUAUUCCGCCAGUUUAGAAGUGAUGAUUUCCCCAAUAUCUUAGUGUUGGUCAGUCAUGGAAUCUGGUCUCGAGUUUUCAUUAUGAAGUGGUUCAAGUGGAGUUACGAAGAGUUUGAAAGUUUAAAAAAUGUGCCUCAUUGCAAAUAUUUGGUGAUGAAAAAAGACGAUGAAACACAAAAAUACCAUUUGAAAACAAGGUUGUUGACUUGGGACGAUGUUGAAGAUGAUGAUUUGGAUGUCGGGCAAUGUCUGUUAGAUGAUGACGAAGUGUACAAGCUCAUUCAAGAUCAAAAAGAUACUGUCAAUUCAACAAGAAAUAAAGAUAAAAUAAUUGAAGAAAUGUACCGAAAAGCACAAGGACCAGAAUCAAAAUACACCGAUUAUAAAGAGAAAGUGGUAUCAAGAUUCAAAGUGGACAAUCAGAGUGUUGUUAAUAGUACCGAGAGUUUCCAUUAG
Messenger RNA from Candida albicans SC5314, 930 nucleotides. RefSeq names its product acid phosphatase. The record is from RefSeq and is a predicted model, not a curated record. Gene Ontology annotation, molecular function: phosphatase activity. The transcript is spliced from 2 exons. NCBI's taxonomy places the organism in Eukaryota, Fungi, Ascomycota, Pichiomycetes, Serinales, Debaryomycetaceae. The coding region runs from base 1 to 930 and encodes 309 amino acids.